AUGUUUGGUUGAGCUAUGAAUGAAGGGCCAUCAUUCCGGUGGCUCCGAGGAGGAAAACACAGUUUUCUACUCUCGCUACGUGUAUUUAAAAUGAACGGCCAGGUUUUUCUAUCAGGUACUUGAAUGACCAGUCAACCACAUUCCAUCUCUUUGCCGGGUUUUCUUGGAUGCUCUAUUCUACUCCAUACAUUUUAUUCCUCAGAGAUUCCCCAGGACCUCUUUAGACCAAUGCCUUAGUUUUUAAAUUUCUUUCCAGAACCUGCACACAAUCCAUUUAUAUUGUUGCAAUUUUUUGUUUCAGUAGAAGUUAGACCUCAUCUUCAUCUUAAUAAUCCUCACAAAUCUUCACCUGAUAUCAAGUUAAAAGGAACAUCUGAACCCUCACGCGUACGUGACAGAAAGCAAGAGCCACCAUGUCCUCCAUUCUUCCCUUCACACCCCCGGUGGUGAAGCGCCUCUUGGGAUGGAAGAAGACUCCGGCCGGGAGUGGAGGAGCGGGCGGAGGAAUGGGUGGAGUCGGGGAGCAGAAUGGAGGAGGGCAGGAGGAAAAAUGGUGCGAGAAAGCAGUGAAAAGCCUGGUGAAGAAGCUGAAGAAGACCGGCCAGCUGGAUGAGCUGGAGAAAGCCAUCAGCGCACAAAACAGCAAUACAAAAUGUGUAACAAUACCCAGCAAUUGCUCAGAACUGUGGGGUCUGGGCUCAGGCCACACGAUAGAGCAGUGGGACUCUACAGGCAUGUACGGAUACCCUGACCAUAGCAGGUCACUCGAUGGCCGCCUUCAGGUUUCUCAUCGUAAAGGCCUGCCUCAUGUCAUCUACUGCCGCCUGUGGAGAUGGCCUGACCUUCACAGUCACCACGAGCUUAGGGCCAUUGACACUUGCCAAUAUGCAUUCAACCUCAAGAAGGAUGAAGUUUGUGUCAAUCCUUACCACUACCAGAGAGUGGAGACGCCUGUGCUGCCUCCUGUGUUGGUGCCACGCCAUGCAGAGAUUCUGACCGAGCUUCCACCUCUAGACGACUUCACAAACUCUAUCCCUGAAAAUACCAACUUUCCUGCAGGCAUAGAACCUCCUAACAACUAUAUACCAGACACUCCUCCUCCGGGAUAUAUGAGUGAAGAUGGAGAAACCAGCGACCAGCAAAUGAAUCAAAGUAUGGAAUCAGGCUCACCAGCAGAAAUGUCACCAAGCGCUCUGUCACCGGUCAGUCAUGGCCUAGACCUUCAGCCGGUCACCUACAGUGAACCAGCUUUCUGGUGCUCUAUAGCUUACUACGAGUUGAACCAGCGGGUCGGUGAGACCUUCCACGCCUCGCAGCCAUCUCUGACCGUCGACGGCUUCACGGAUCCCUCCAACUCAGAACGCUUCUGUUUAGGCCUUCUCAGCAAUGUCAACAGAAAUGCCACUGUGGAGAUGACAAGGAGGCAUAUAGGUCGUGGUGUCAGGUUGUAUUACAUCGGAGGGGAGGUAUUUGCCGAGUGCCUCAGUGACAGUGCCAUCUUUGUUCAGAGUCCCAACUGCAACCAGCGAUAUGGGUGGCACCCAGCUACUGUCUGCAAGAUACCACCAGGCUGUAAUCUGAAGAUUUUUAACAACCAGGAGUUUGCAGCCCUGCUAGCCCAGUCGGUCAACCAGGGCUUUGAGGCAGUGUACCAACUAACCAGAAUGUGCACAAUCAGAAUGAGCUUCGUCAAGGGUUGGGGAGCAGAGUACAGACGCCAGACUGUAACCAGCACUCCUUGUUGGAUCGAACUUCAUCUCAAUGGCCCCCUCCAGUGGUUGGAUAAAGUGCUGACCCAGAUGGGUACCCCAACAGCGCGCUGCUCUAGUAUGUCCUAAAACGAGAUCCAUGCAAAGUCAGACUGACAUUUCACAACGUCAAAACAGUUUGUCUUAAAGGAGACUACCAUGCAGUCUUAAAUAAUGUACUAAUAGCGUUUAAAAAAAAAAUAAAAUAAAGCGAAGAACAAAAUGUCAUACAGUGGACCAGAAGAUAGAAGAACGGCAUCUGUAAAGGAUUACCCUGGAAGUUUGUUUGCGGAGCUGAAUAUUUGUCAACCUUAUAGUUGAAAUUGGCCUGCAAAUCCAUAUCAGAACUCAGUGUAGAAAGAGUGAUUUUCAUUAUGGACAACGACGACGUCAACAUCUGGGCUCUGAUCAAGAAACCUGAAGCAGGACUGAGCCUUACUGUCCUCAGGGACGACACAGCAGUUUUGGGGAUCAAGCACGACACCUAGUAAUUUUUUGAAACCGUCUGUCCUACCCACUGGCUCAGCUCAACUCUGAUUUAGUGUGAAUAGUUCAGUUUACACAAUGUUAACCAACUGCCACUCCAGCUUCUAAUUAACCAAAGUCAGACUCACUACUUAGCAUGACUUUUCCCCUGUCAUCCAUCCUGUUUUAUUCAAGUUGUUGUGAUCAUUGACCUGGUUAUCUUGGAGUGUGCUCUUCAGCUCUUGAAGGAAACAAUUUGUUGGUGUUUGUAUCAUCACACGUACACAAACACUCUGUUUUUAACACAAAUUGUCCUCUGCAAACUUGAUGUAAGUUUAAAGAUGUUUGUUCAUUGGAUAGUGGCAAAUUAAAACUCCUAUAUAUAAAUAUAUUUAGAGCAGUAUCAGUGAUUGCUCAGCACAAAUAAAUAAUGGAUAAAUUAAGAAAUUCUUAGAUCAAGAAGAAGAGCAUACAACAUCCCACCUCUGCAUCUGCAGGAAACCAAUCAAGUGUUUUUUAAAAAAAAAUCUUUGAUAUCACAGUAUUUAACCCACUUUGCAUGCUCUUACUCCUUCUGUUACACGAUAUACCAGUAGCUUUGUUUAGAGCUUCAUCUUUGCUUCUGUCUGUCUGACAUGCAAUAAGAGGAUUAUCUCUGAGAUUUCCAAAUAUAAAAAAAAAAAAUGCACAAGUCUAAUAUUUUGAACUGAUGCAGUUUUCAAAUUCUAACAAAUUAUCAAGAGAAAAAGUCCUCAAAGGUAGGACUUUAAUCUAUAAAUCUAUAAAAUAGCUUCUAUACUGUACUUGCACUGCCCCAAGUUAUGCACCCCUAAGAAAGUUGCCUUCGAUGUCAAAUACAAUAUGCUCUGAAUUGUCCAUUAAAAGUAAACAUACAUUUUUCUCCUCUCCCUCCAUUGCCACUGUAAAGAAUUUUGUUCUUCAGUCGUCUAUUGCAUUCGUUGAUCUGAAAACCAGCAAUCUCUUUUGGUAUUUUACAGUAAGGUGUUCAAGCUUUAAGUGUUCAACAAGCUAGUUAUAAUACACAUUUAUCGUUUUCUUUACAAAUGGUUUUAGCUACAUUUAUUUUGUACUUUUUUUAUAUAUAUAUAAAUAUAUUUAAAAUGUUCUCUUUUUCUUAGAUGGUAUUUUUGUUCUUUAGGAAAUACCCUUUGUUUUGAAUAGUUACAGCUUGAUGAUGACUUGUGAUUUUUGGUGUAUUAUAAGGAUUUACAAUUUCCAGUAACUUACCAUUAAAAACAUGUUGAAAUGUGCACCCUCAAACUCCGAAUUUGACUACCGGAAUCAAAGUGACAAGAUCUUUGAUUAUUAUAAUUAGCUACUCUCAAUGUUUUUUGUUGUUGUUUUUUUUUAUAAAUUAUUUCAUUGUUAUUACCAACUUUUCAGCAGCACAAAAGCUGGGGUGUAACCAAAGACUAAGCGUGCGCAUAGAAUUUCAGGACUCUGCUUGAUCAGUCAUAUCACCUUUUUUGAGAGAAUUAAAUAAUGAAAUAGCAGAUUUUUGGUGUAAUUUGACCUAUUUUACAACUGAGGAAACUGUUUGUUGAAAUGUCUUAUAACCCAGAACAUUCCUGUAUGCAAUAGACAUGGGUCGCUAUAGGAUUUUCACAGUUUGACGGUUAAAGAUUAAUGUAAAGACUAAGGUCAAAAAUGAAUAUCUUGACCAUAUUGCAGCACAUUUGGAUGAACACUGUGGGUAUUACAGUUAUAUAAUCUGACAUUUCUAUUCAUAUCAUGUUAAGUUCAUAUAAGUGUUCAUAUUGCAUUUUUAUCAUCCUGCUUUUUAUUAGAUCAUGUAGGAUGUACCACAGGGCGAUUUUUAAACUUUGGUCAAGGUAAGUGGCCCAUGCCUGUUAUGCAUAUGAAAGCUUUCACCAGCAUUAGUGAAACAACAGUUUCAAAACUCUGUGCUUACACACUGUAGAUUUUUGUUUACAUGCUCAUAUUCACUCCAAGCUGCAUUCUGUUUAAGUGGAUAUUAAACAGAAUGUCUUAAAAAUAGAUAGAAAGAAAUUUGAAAAUUCGGUCAAACAUCUAAAUGUCAUUUUGACUCAUGAUUUCAAUCUGUGUAUUUUCUCCAAACAAAACGGAAUUACUUGGUUUGCAUGCUAAAACCGAAGGGAAACUGCACAUUACAAAUAUGUUUGGUAAGACAAAUCACAGAAGGUUUAGUUUUUUUGUUUGUUUGUUUGUUUUUCCUUUAAUGUCUUUGCAGAGACUAGAUUUAAAGCAUUUGCCUGCACAAAUUUGAAGCAAAAGUGCAUAAAAAACAAAUGCUAGUUCUGCAGAGUAGCUUUGUCUGGAUGUUUAUUUAACCCACAAUGACACCUUGUCAUGGAGAACUGUUAAUAGUAUUUUUUUUUUCUUUCUUUAAAUUGGAUUGAAGUUACUCAUGACCUGAAGCCAAUUUUAUAUCUCUGUUCUGCAACUUUCCCACCUGUCUCAUAAUUUUGCUGGCUCAGCAAUGUCUUACAAGCUGAGACUAAGAUAUGUUUACUUCUAUUUCACAGAUGAUACAAGUGUUAGUUCUAUGCAUUGACCUAAAAGUGUUCGAACUGUAUGCCCAGGAAAUCUUCUUAAUGGCUAUACCUUUUACUUGCAUAUUGGCAUGAUCCAUCAAGAGCCUUUGCAAUAGAUUGUACUGUCAGACCAACCAGCUGUUCUCCCUUUUAGAGGCGAGCUGGAAUCAAAUGCAGUAAAGGACACUUUAACACAUUCUGAUGUCUGCAUUCCUACAUACAGAUCAUAUUGUAUUUUCUUCUUAUUGUGAUGACAAUUGUGUAUUCCAAAACGAGCAUCUUUCCAGCAAAUGUCCUAUGAAAGAAGCUUUUUGGAUAAAGUGAAGUUCCUACAUGUCACUUGUGAUGUUGUAUAAUGUUAUAUAGUUGUUACUUUUUAUUUUUCCAUACAUGUUGUUCCCUCUGCUUGCUAUAAACGGAGCAUAUCCACUAAAACGCAGCCUGUUAGAAUUGAUGUUCUUCAAGCGAUGAUCUCCAUAGGCUUUCCAACUAUCCAACAUUUACGACUUCUUACAGUGUACACUAAUAAAGCUGUUUUACUUCAAUGAA
Messenger RNA from Xiphophorus hellerii (green swordtail), 5299 nucleotides. It is a transcript of the gene smad2, whose product is annotated as SMAD family member 2. The coding region runs from base 414 to 1838 and encodes 474 amino acids. The record is from RefSeq and is a predicted model, not a curated record. Gene Ontology annotation, cellular component: heteromeric SMAD protein complex. Gene Ontology annotation, molecular function: I-SMAD binding; RNA polymerase II cis-regulatory region sequence-specific DNA binding; DNA-binding transcription factor activity, RNA polymerase II-specific. Lineage: Eukaryota; Metazoa; Chordata; Actinopteri; Cyprinodontiformes; Poeciliidae. The transcript is spliced from 11 exons. Gene Ontology annotation, biological process: SMAD protein signal transduction; transforming growth factor beta receptor signaling pathway; positive regulation of transcription by RNA polymerase II.